AUGAACCGGACACAUCAUAUUGAAUUACGUCUUCUCUUAACUUGUCUUUACAUUUAUUUAAAUUAUCAAACAAUUGUAUAUAUUAAACAAGUUAUUUUCCAUUUUUCAUUCUUUGAAUCACCGUUCGAUCAGCCAUUUAUGUACAUUCACAUUCGAGCAACUGUUGGAAGUUGUGUUUCAUUGAUCUAUCGAUGUCUCCUCCUUUAUGCUUUGUGGAAGAAAAUGGCUGAUUUACUUCUGGUUUCAAUCAUUUUUCUUGGCGCUCUCGCAGGUCUUCGAGUGAUUUUUGACGUUUACGGAUAUUUCUCCGGCUACAUCAAACAAUCAUUAUACUAUCCAUUUCCUUCGUUUGAAACGAAACAAAUGACUGAAGAAGUUGUUGAUUUAGUCUUUGUAUUACUGAGAAAUUGUGUUGGGUUAGUGUUAAGUAUGUAUAUGUUUACAGAUCUGAUUAGUAAUCACACGUUAUCAAAUCAUGGGACAAAAGAAACUGAUCGUCGAUCAUCGAUUUCUGAAUAG
This is a messenger RNA of Adineta ricciae, 519 nucleotides long. The record is from the annotation of a GenBank genome assembly. NCBI's taxonomy places the organism in Eukaryota, Metazoa, Rotifera, Eurotatoria, Adinetida, Adinetidae.